AUGGAGUCCUUCAGAGAAUUCGUCGCAAACCAGGUGUCAGUUAACGCUGGCGACGACCGUCCAGCGCAUGAAGGAGAUCAGGCCACCAACGAUGUUAGUGGAACAACACUGAACGACGAUGCGCCUUCGCAGAACGUCAAAAUAGAGGAUGGCCUUCCUCGUGCUUUAGAGGUCAACAAAUCCGAUUCAGAUGAGACGGAGAAAGUCGUGCCUCAGAAAAACCCUCAUCCGAGUUUAUCGAACAAUCCUCCCGAUGAGCCACCGCUGGCACCUGGCCAGAAGGAUGUCGACGAUGAGGAGGAUGAGCUAGAUCUUUCCAAGUCCUUCCAUCGCACCACGAUCCCAUCUCCUACCGCACUUCAACGCAACAAGGGUGCUUUGGUCAGCAAGGUAGGAGAUGAAGGGGUCGUCAAAAUGCACAAGUUCACCCUCCAUGAGACCGCAAAUUACUAUUACAUUGUCGGCUCGGAUCUUUUGGACUCUGCAUUCCGGAUCUUGAAGAUUGAUCGAACAUCAGAACCAGGCGAACUAAAUAUCACAGAGGACGACAUCGUCUACACCAAGAAAGAGACGCAGCAAAUUCUCAAUGCCAUCGACGAGGGUAAUCGUGCCACGGGCGGACUCAAGGUCAAGACCAGCUUUUGGGGCCUGCUUGGUUUCAUACGCUUCACCGCGCAAUUCUAUAUGCUGUACGUGACUAAACGAAGUCAAGUGGCUAUGAUUGGCGGGCACUACAUCUACCAGAUCGACAAGACAGAAAUGAUGCCUCUGGUUACGGCAGCGUCUACACGAGCAAAGACAGAACGGCAUCUCGAAGAAGCACGCUUCGUCAGCAUCUUGAACAACCUUGAUCUCACGAGGUCGUUCUACUUCAGCUACUCUUACGACGUCACACGCACGUUGCAGCACAACAUCAUGCGCGAACGCCAGGCGUUGCAGGAAGAUCUGGUCGCACCCCACACCCCCGACCACAACGACAUGUUUGUCUGGAACCAUCAUCUUCUCAAGCCUGCGAAGGAAGCCCUGAAGAACCCGUAUGACUGGUGUCUGUCGAUUGUCCAUGGUUACGUCGAUCAAAGUGCCUUGUCAGUAUACUGGGGAAGAGUGGUCUACGUGACGAUCAUUGCACGUCGAUCAAGAUUCUUCGCCGGCGCGAGGUUCCUGAAACGGGGCGCAAAUGAUCUCGGAUAUGUGGCAAACGAUGUCGAAACGGAACAGAUCGUGUCGGAGAUGUUGACGACCUCGUUCCACUCCCCUGGACCAAUGCUAUUCGCGAACAACAAGUACACCUCACAUGUGCAGCACCGAGGCAGCAUCCCCUUACACUGGACGCAGGAUAGUACAGGCGUGUCUCCGAAACCUGAUAUCCAUCUCAACGUAGCAGAUCCGUUCUUCAGUGCUGCGGCGCUGCACUUUGAUGACCUCUUUAAACGAUACGGCACACCAAUAUACGUGCUCAACCUUGUCAAAGCCCGCGAGCGGACUCCUCGAGAGUCGAAACUACUUAAGGAGUACACAGUCGCGGUGAAUUACCUGAACCAGUUCCUCCCCAGGGACAAGGAGAUCCUGUACCACGCCUGGGACAUGAGUCGAGCGUCGAAAAGCCGGGACCAAGACGUCAUUGGCAGUCUAGAAGCGAUAGCCGAAGACAUCCUGCCGAAGACGGGAUUCUUCCAGAACGGCAACGACGAGGAAUCCGGUCUCAAACUGCAAAGCGGCGUUGCACGAACCAAUUGCAUCGACUGUCUCGACCGCACCAACGCAGCGCAGUUCGUGAUCGCGAAAAAGGCCCUGGGCUAUCAGCUCCAGGCAUUGGGCGUGAUCGAGGAGCCGUCGGUCGAAUACGACUCGGACGCCGUCAACCUGUUCACCCACAUGUGGCACGACCACGGCGACACGAUUGCCGUGCAGUACGGCGGCUCGCAUCUCGUGAACACCAUGUCGACGUACCGCAAGAUCAACCAGUGGACGAGCCACUCUCGCGACAUGGUCGAGAGCUUCAAGCGGUACUACAACAACUCGUUCAUGGACGCCCAGCGACAGGAGGCGUACAAUCUCUUUCUGGGCAACUAUGUGUUUGCGCAAGGCCAGCCGAUGCUCUGGGACUUGACGACGGACUACUACCUCCAUCACUCCGACCCGCGGUCCAUGUUCGGCAAGCGCCGACCCAGCUACCGGCACUGGUAUACCGACGCGUAUCUCGAGUCACCGCAGAUGCCGCCCUCGCUGUGGCCACGAGAGCUCCGCGAUCGGCCCCUCGCGUACUUUGACGACUACUGGAUCGAAUACUACAAGCCGCUGGCCAUCUCGUCGUUCCGCAAACUGCAUUCCUUCAAAAUGCACUCGAACCUCCGAUACAUACCCAUCAGCUCCACGUCCGGGGGAAAGUUCGACCUCAGCCCAUUUAAGGUGCGGACGGCCAACGAAAGCGACGGAGAAGGAGGACACGACAACAACAAGCGCAAGGGCGUCAAGAUAGUUGCCCCGUCGGACGUUAAUUCGACCGCCGACGGACGUGUGGAGCCCGCGCAAGUUGAGCCGACCCCGACCCCGAAACCGAACACGCUGGGCCCCUGGCUCGACGCGCAACAGCAAUUACACAACACGUUGACCCGCCGGACGAAUUACACGGGCAUCAUCAAAGAGGCGUCGUUUGAAGUGCAGUCCCCGUCGGCCGUGCCUCGCGUCCCGAAACUGCCAGCCGCAGGGAGCACGGACCUGACCAACAGCUCGCUGCUGCUGAGUCCGCCGACCAAGGAAGAACUCGCCCUCCAGGCGUUCACCUCGCUGAUCACCUCUUCCCUGAACCCCGCGGUGCGCCAACUCUCCGAGUACGAGCGCUACGUCACGCAUCCGAGCAAGAUCCCGCUGAUCACCACCUCGGUGACGGACUAUUCGGCCGCCCCGCUCGAAUAUCUCGAGUAUUUGUCCAAAACCACAUCCUCGCAAAAUCCCGCCGAGGCGUACCCGCAGGACUCGAUUCUGCGUCAAUAUGAUGACGAGCGCGGGGCCGUGACGUUGACCAUGGACGAAAAGGCCGAGGCCAGCCUGGAGGAGUAUUGGGAGUACGUGCUUUCCGGGAAAAUGGAGGAGCCGCUGAGCGUGACCGAGGAGGAAGAGAUGGGCGGCAAGAAGCGGUAUAAGGCGUAUAGGAAGUGGUUGAGGGGGAAGAGUCUGUUCAAGCAGAGACCCGUGAUGGGCGAGGACGUCGAUGGAAUUGGUCUUGAUUGA
Molecule: messenger RNA, 3231 nt
Organism: Cladophialophora yegresii CBS 114405
Lineage: Eukaryota; Fungi; Ascomycota; Eurotiomycetes; Chaetothyriales; Herpotrichiellaceae
Exons: 1
Coding region: 1-3231 (1076 amino acids)
Biological process (GO): phosphatidylinositol dephosphorylation
Cellular component (GO): intracellular membrane-bounded organelle
Molecular function (GO): phosphatidylinositol-3,5-bisphosphate 5-phosphatase activity
Source: RefSeq, a predicted model, not a curated record